GGUGGUCUGGUUCACAUUUAAAACCACAUGUUGCUGUGUGUGUGCAUGAGGAGCGAAUGAGGAGCGAAUGAGGAGCUUUGCGCAGUUGCAGCUUGAAUGGGAUGGGACGGGACGUAUAUUCCACCCUGCCUGUCUGCCACCAGCGCGCACGUGGCUGCAGACUGGAAGAUCUGAGCUCCAUACUGGAUUGUUUUGUCUCCUACACACGCACACACGCAUGAACAUUUACUCGCUAUGCAACGGUGAUAUCGAAUAUAGAAGGCCGGGGGUGCCAUCUCCAAACACCCAUGCCAUAUCCAGCCUGCAUUCCUGUUGAAUCGUUGAAGCAAAAGAGGAAAGGAAGGGAUUUCUCCUCCGACAGAGGAAGAUUCAAAGCACUCCCAGAUGUGUGUGGCUUGUUUUUUUACUUCAGCUUUAUUAAGAAAGGAAACUCCAUUUGGCUCUUGAGGUGUCUACUCUCUCAGUGACAACUCUUCUCUUCUGAUCAGUGGAACCAUCUGACUUGUCCGUGUGUAUGUGUGAAACAGAGUAAGAGUGACCUUGAGUGAGUGUGUGUGUGUGUGUGUGUGGUCUUGGAAAACUUCUUAAGGAACAUUCUGUGUUCCCUUGAUGUGUAAGAGGACUGGCUCUUCAUAGUAAACUGUCUGUAGAUUGGACCCCAGAGAACAGGAAACGUACAACAUGCGGACUCUGCUUUCCAUUUGGCUUCACGUGCUGCUGCUUGCGUAUGUCAGACUACUGCUGCUAGCGACAGAUGUCCUGGCUUCGAUCAGAGACAUAAACCAGGAGAAGUGGGAGAAGGACAUCAGGUCAGCUGCUAGCCUGGACGAGCUGCUCAUGCUGACUGACUUCCCAGACUGGAAGCUGUGGAGGUGUCGUCUAAAGCUGAAACACAUUGACUCGGCCUCGUUCCCAGAAUUCCGUUCGGCCUCAGUGGGAUCACACAGAUUCACACGCUUUGCUGCCAACUCUUACAGUCUGGAGGUACUCAAAGCCAUUGAUGAAGAGUGGCAGAAAACACAGUGCAUGCCCCGGGAGACGUGUGUGGAUGUGGCUCAGGAGUUCGGCACUAGCAAUGACAUGUUCUUCAAGCCACCGUGUGUCUCCGUGUUCAGAUGUAGUGGCUGCUGCAACAAAGAGGGGGUCACAUGCCGCAACACUAGCACCACCUAUGUUGAUAAAAUACUUCUGAGUGUGGUGCCGUUUAAAUACGGGCCUGAGCCGAUGCUGAUCAGAGUAGCUAACCACACGGAGUGUAAAUGCCAGGAACCGCAGAUGAUUCGCAGACACGCUCUGCCCCACAGGAAGAGUGGGUGUUUUCCCAUUCGCCAGUCAGAAGACUCCAGACGUCUAUGUGACCGAGGGUUGAUAUGGGACUGUAUGGAGGAUCGGUGUGUACCUUAUCCCUUCAGCAAACAAGCAGAAUUUCCUUCCAAAACAAAGAAAGAGGAUUGUGAAAUUGAUGUUGAAAAAUGCGAAUGUAUUCCCAAAGAGGUGACAUCCACACGGAAAUAUCCUCCAUGUCUGUGUGCAUCCAGGAGGAGGCCGUUCAACCAUACGUCAUGCAGGUACUGCAAGAGAAAGUGAAAGCGUGCACACAAUGCAGGCAUGAAACCUCGGACAAUCUGCUUCUGCUGGAGCUGCAAACGAAGAUACAUUCUAAUUUAUUUACGUCCUUAUUUAAAACACUGCCUUAUGCACACGAGUACAACAUUUAACCCCACAUUUCACAUGACUGUGUUAAAUCACUUCACGUGUAAAAAAAGAAACAAUUCCAGUUUAAUCAUGAUAUGUAAAUAAUAUACUGGUUCCUGUGCACUGAAUACAGUAAAAUAUAAAAAUGUCUUACUAUAAAGAGUGGUAUGUUUGAAGUAAUUUCAUUCAAUGCAUGAGAAGCAUAUUGUGGACGUGCAUAUAGUACAGUAUAUGGUAUCUAAUAAUUGUGUACAUAUUUAAUUCAAUUCAAACUAUUGACCUUUUAAUACUGUAACCAUGGAGCAUUUUCAUAUUGAGUCGCACAAAAUGUGAUUUAGUCACAAAAUGCUUAUUUCGUAUAUUUUAUAUGUAUUGAGUGUGAUUCAGAAAAUGUUGAUAUUGAUUGUAAGACUAAGCCUUUGUGGAUUAUUAUAUUAUUUUAUCUUAUGAUGAUGGGAUCAAUGACCAUAGAAUACAAAUGAUAAUGUACAGACGUGGCCCGAUGAAAUGCGACAAAUAUUUUAUUGAUGUGACGCUAUAUUUAUAACUGUAGGAGUUACUGACCAGCAUUCGUCAGUGACAGAUGUGUAGAGGUUUUUCAUUUUAAUGUUGUUUCUUGCUUUACCAGUGGAUUUUUGAAGAAUAAAUCUCUUCUUGUACA
Messenger RNA from Pangasianodon hypophthalmus (striped catfish), 2356 nucleotides. It is a transcript of the gene vegfd, whose product is annotated as vascular endothelial growth factor D. Lineage: Eukaryota; Metazoa; Chordata; Actinopteri; Siluriformes; Pangasiidae. The transcript is spliced from 7 exons. Gene Ontology annotation, cellular component: membrane. Gene Ontology annotation, biological process: response to hypoxia; vascular endothelial growth factor signaling pathway; positive regulation of mast cell chemotaxis. Gene Ontology annotation, molecular function: chemoattractant activity; growth factor activity; vascular endothelial growth factor receptor 3 binding. Bases 682 to 1587 code for a protein of 301 amino acids. The record is from RefSeq and is a predicted model, not a curated record.